Ipomoea nil (Japanese morning glory) is the source of this 2130-nucleotide messenger RNA. RefSeq lists its product as uncharacterized. Gene Ontology annotation, molecular function: protein binding. The record is from RefSeq and is a predicted model, not a curated record. The transcript has 3 exons. Lineage: Eukaryota; Viridiplantae; Streptophyta; Magnoliopsida; Solanales; Convolvulaceae. Bases 111 to 1892 code for a protein of 593 amino acids.
AAAACCCUAACAAAUUAAACCACAAAACCUCCAACCCAGAGAUCAUAUAUCCCCUAGAAGACAGCAAGACCGACAACCUUAAUUAACCUCGUAUCAUCAUCAUCAAUCUAAUGCCUUCUCCUGAGAAAAUGGAGAAAAACCCAAGCUCUUGUUUCUUCUGCAUCAUGAAGGAGCAAGACCCCACAAUCAGAAAACCAAGACUCAGAGCCUUCUUCAAAGCCAUGGAAUAUUUGGUUCAAGAUCAAGAACUUGUUGUGGUGCUAAGUGGGAUAUGGAGCAUUGCCAUGGCGGACCCUAACGACGGCGAGCUGCCGGCGGCCGGCGUUUUAAAAUGCAUGGCGGAGCUAAUCAAGAAAGCCCUGGACGAUGAAGAUUGGCUGCUGAGAGACCAGAACAUUUAUGUCCCAUACUAUGCAGCCCACGUCAUAGGAUCUUACACCAUGAACAACGUCGGAUUCGCCGUUAAAGCGGUGGAUUCCGGCGUCCUUCCGCCGCUUCUGGAGCUUCUUAGGGGGAGGAUGACAUGGGUGGAGCAAAGGGUGGCCGUUAGAGCGCUUGGGCACUUAGCAAGCUACGAGAAAACCUUCAAAUCCGUGGCGGUUUUCGAGCAAGAAAUCGUGAAGUUAGCCAUGGGUUUAGCCUCCACAUGCUUAGAAACCGUGUACAAAGAUUUUGUAAGCGUGGAGGAUAAAACCAAGAAGGUGAAAUACCACAGAGAUUUGCUGACAAGAGGGGUUGGGGGAUCAGAAAUGGAGAACAGAAAAGCCGAGGAGUGGGCUUCCCAGCUUCAAUGCUGGAGCCUUCAUCUUCUCAACUGCUUUGCAGUGAAAGAAAGGUGUUUAGAUCUCAUCUGCACUACAAAAUUCUUGAGGGAUUUGAGUGGAAUGUGGGGUGGGUUAGUGAACCACACUUCUCCUGGGGGUGUUGGGCUGAUCAGAGUGCUUUGCUACAACAAAUAUGGCAGAAAAUCCAUAUCUGAAUCCCCAGAAACACUCAAGAGCCUCUGCAACCUCUCAAGAUCUUCAGAUGACUGGCAAUACAUGGGAAUUGAUUGUCUUCUUCUCCUCCUAUCCGAUAUGGAUACUAGGUACAAAGUACUAGAAACCUCAGCUUUGUGUCUUGUGGAUUUGGUUGAGCUUAGAAGCCUCGGGGGAAGACUAAACGUCGGCGAAACAAUCUCAAGAGUACUCUUGAGAGAUUUCAAGAAGAGAUCAAGAAAAGUUGAAAUCAAGAUUAUUAAUGCAGAAGGUGAAAGGGCAUUGGAGGAAGUGUGGGGUUUAAAGGUGGAGAGGAGGAAGAGAGAGCAAUCCAUGUGUGAAGAAAAGCUUGAGGAGAAAAGGGUUAUGGUUAGUCUAAUGAAGCAACAAGGACACCAUAGUUUCAACCUGGGGAAAUUUGCAGAAGCCAAGAUCACAUACACAGAAGCCUUGGAGUUUUGCCCAUUGAAAUACAGAAAAGAAAGGGCUGUGCUUUACAGCAAUAGAGCACAGUGCAGGUUGGUGGUGGGGGAGAUUGAUGGAGCCAUUAGCGACACGACUCGGGCACUUUGCCUCUCAAACUCUCAUGCCAAGAGCCUGUGGAGAAGAUCACAGGCUUAUGACAUGAAAGGGCUGGCUAAGCAGAGCUUGAUGGAUUGCAUCAUGUUCAUCAGCACCACCUGUUUCAGGUCUGAAUCUGCUGGAGCCAAGAAGGGUGUGAAGAUCAUCCCUUAUUAUGCAGUCAGGAUGAUCACCAAGCAGAUGGACUCCACCUGGCUCUUCUCCAACUGCAAUGGAACACAAAAACACAACACCAUUGGUGAUGAUGACAACAAUAAAAGCAAAAGCAAAACCAGAAAUUGCAGACAGAAAGGCAGGAAUGCCCACUAUCUUGAAGAAAGGUGUGAUGGGUGAAACAAUGUGAGUCCAGGCAGAUAUGCAGCUAGCACUAAGCAGUAAGCAUAAAAUGUUGAUAUAGUGGCAUUGCCACAGAAUAUUUGUACCAUUUUUAUAUGCAGUCAACAUGGUGAUUUGCCUGAAUCCUAGCUUUGUACUAUAUAUUAAUUUGUUUCUUUUUUGUCUGGUAACAUAUGAUGGUACAAAUUAAACUGCGAUCAUCAGAUCACCAUUAUUCUGCAGCUUGGAUGUGGGG